CCAAACACCAAAUUUUAUUUUCAAAACUUUAUUUCUUAAAGAUCUCUACCAUUGGACAAGAUAAUUGUUAAGAAUCCCAACGUAAUUCCUAAACUUUGAAAUUGUCAAAAUUUAGAGUUAAGAGCCCCUCAUGCACUCUUACCAUUGGAGAUGGUCUCCUAGUGUGGCCUUUUGGGCCGAGACAAGCCCUUUUCAAAAACUUGCACCAAAGCCCUAGCUUUAUCUCGUACCUUUCUUUCUACGUUUACUUGAGAAACAACAACCCCGUGAACGCCCUAACGAUAUCUCCGGCGCUGGCAAAUCAAAUCUACGGAAUGGAGUGCGAUAGAAUCAGCGCAUUGCCGGAUUCUUUGAUAGCUAUGAUACUCUCAUACCUUCCAAUAGGCGAUUCGGUUAAGACGAGCGUUUUGUCGAAGAGAUGGGAAUUUCUCUGGCUAGAGGUUUCAAGAUUGGACUUAGACGCCAUUAACUUCUCUCGUGACGGAGAAGCCUUGGCGAGGUUCAUGCACAUGUUUGUAGAGUUGAACCGUGGAUCAUCGAAGAUUUUAAAGAAUGACGAUUCCAUCGACGAUUGUAACAAAAGAGUCAUGGAGUGGAUAACCGAAGUAGUCCACCGCGGAGUUCAACAUCUAGAUGUUGAGGCCGUCGGGAUAAUUCAAUCUCAUCCAGGAUUUAACAACAUAAUGUAUUCACCUUCUGUAGAUUUCAUGCCUAAGUAUGUUUAUGUGAGCAAGACAUUGGUGUCUUUAAAGCUCGUAAACGUAGGGCUUGAAGAUCCCAAGUUUGUUGUUUCUCUACCUAGUCUCAAGAUCAUGCAUCUAGAAAACAUUUAUUACAAGAGUCAUGGUGGUCUUUUGAUCAUAAAGAUGCUCAUCUCAGCCUCUCCUGUUCUUGAAGAUCUUACCUUGGACUUUCCCGAUUUCACGGAGCCAAAAGAAAUCGUUUUUUGGCAGGAGUUUUCGUUUUCUGUUCCAAGUCCAACAAUGCCAAAGAGUAAUUUCGAUUUAGUGCAAGGCAAUUAUUUUACAUGGAAGCCAGAGGAAAUGGACCUUACUAAUGUGCCUCGGUGUAUGAAAUCGACGCUGGUGUAUGUUAAGAUCAACAAACUGAUAACGAAGGAGGAAAGUGGGAUUAAAGUAGUGAAUUACUUUCUUGAGAAUUCAGCAGUCCUCAAGAAACUGACUAUGUUUUUCACACAUUCUUCUAUGGAGAUUCAAGAGCCAGAGAGCUACAUGAAGCUUCUUACAUCCACGAAGCUUUCUCGCAACUGUCAAGUUUUCAUUCAUUGACAUGCAGCUGAUGAUGAUGCUGGUCACAACGUAAAGCUGUUUUCAUUGAACAAUAAUAGUGUCUUCUUGAGAUUUGUUUCUUCUUGCUACUGUUUUGAUUCUUAAUCCAUGUAGAUAUUCAUAUGGUUAAAAGCCAAUAUAUGCACUUUAUUGUUCUGGAUCA
This is a messenger RNA of Arabidopsis lyrata subsp. lyrata, 1452 nucleotides long. Its product is annotated as putative F-box/FBD/LRR-repeat protein At5g44950. Gene Ontology annotation, molecular function: protein binding. NCBI's taxonomy places the organism in Eukaryota, Viridiplantae, Streptophyta, Magnoliopsida, Brassicales, Brassicaceae. The record is from RefSeq and is a predicted model, not a curated record. The coding region runs from base 315 to 1289 and encodes 324 amino acids. The transcript is spliced from 4 exons.